Messenger RNA from Symbiodinium sp. CCMP2592, 4398 nucleotides. Lineage: Eukaryota; Dinophyceae; Suessiales; Symbiodiniaceae. The record is from the annotation of a GenBank genome assembly.
AUGGCUAAUCCGGGGCGUGGACAGCUGGAGCCAGGCGAGGGGAUUAUCCAGAUAGAGGACAACGAGUCCAGAGUAUGGGAGGACUGCCCAACAAGCGCCGCCUGGGUUGGACCUAGGUUGGCUGUCUUCCUCGUUGGCGUUGGUCGCUGGCAUCGAGGGCUACCCUUUGAGGACUGGAGCGUUGGUGCCAGGGCUUUCUGCCCCGCACCAAUGGCGCAGCCUUCUGCGGGCGCCGUGCCGGAGGCCGAGAUGGAGGAAGCAACCAUGCAAGAUGGAAUGGCAGCUGGGCCCGUGGUCGACGAGCGCCCUGAGACACGAGACCAGGAGACAGAGCAGUGGAUGGACUGGAGGUUCGCCUUUGUGUCCUACCUUGGCGUGGUAGACGCCCAGUUUGCGGUAGAAAUCGAGAAGGUCGAAGCAACGGCGAACUCGGAGAAGGCGAUGGUGAACAUGGAGCCGGCCACGCAGGUUCGCUCACGCGAACUAUAUGCAAUAUUGCUGUCGUUCGUGAGGAACAGGCCGGCAAAGUUGGUCCGGGCGGUCCCCCAGAGCAACGGCUACGAGGCUUGGAGAGUUUUGACUUUGGAGAUGAUGCCCUCCAGCCGCCAGAGACAACUUGCGCUUAUCACGCAACUCACCUCCACCCGGCUGGACGGCACCAAGUCUCUGGGCGAGCAACUUGGCAGAUACGAUGAACUUGUUCGAGAAUAUGAGCGCGUGUCGGGAGGAAAGUUUUCGGAGGACCUCAAGGUGAGCACUCUUAUUGCAGCCGCGCCGCCGGCGCUACAAGCACAGCUGCGCAUGAGCUUGGGGCCUUCGACCACCUAUGUUUCAGUGCGUGAGAAAAUCCUCCUGUACGAGCGCUCCACGGCCAAGUGGCACACCGCCACUCCGCUGGCAAUGCCCUCCUUGAGUUCCUCCUCGAGCGGCCCUGCCCCCAUGGAGGUGGACCGCGUGCAGGACAAGGGCAAGGGCAAGGGCAAGAAGAAGGACGGCAAAGGGAUGAUCACUCCUCCGUCUGCCCCCAUCCUAGAGGUCUAUGAGAUGUCGGAUGGUGAGAUAGAGGAGCCCUACGAGUGCGCGGGCUACGGGAUCAACCUGCGAGUGCACACCGGUAGCUCGAUACUGCGGUCUGAGGGGGCGCCUCCGAGGAGCGGGCACAAAGACCCAGCUGCGAAGCCCGUGGUCGAGGCGAUAUCGGACUCGAACUUCGCCAACAGCCACGAGACGCGAAGGAGCUUGAGUUCAGGCCAGGUGUACUACGACGGCGCCCUGGUCUACUCCUUCGUCAGGGCACAGAAGGUGGUCACGACGAGCUCUGGCGAGGCCGAGCUGGUGGCGCUGACGCAGACGGUUGGAGAGGCCGUGUUGGUGCGGAAGGCGGUCGCGUUCCUGCUGGGGCGCCGACCUGAGGAUGUUGACCUGACGGCCCGCACCGACAGCUCAGUGGCCCGAGCCAUUGCAUCUCGCAAUGGGAUCGGCAAGGUCAAGCACCUCUCGACCUCAUGCCUUUGGCUCCAAGGUUGGGUGGCAAGGAAAGAGCUGAAGAUUUCCGCCAUCCCGACCGAGAUCAACCCCGCUGACCUCGGCACCAAAGUGCUCACGGCACGCCGGAUGGCCCUGCUACUGUUCAUCCUCGGGAUGGUCGGCGACAAUGGCCAGAGGAUUGGAGAAGAAGAGCACCAAGAACGGCGAGCACGACGAGGAGGCCAACAUGCAAGCGUGCUUCGGCUUGCGCAGAUGGUGCUGGCCAUGCAGCUUCAAGGGUGUGCCGCUGUUGAGGGCAGCGGGCAGGCCACGAACGACUUUGUCGAGCAGUUCUUCCUGAAGCUGCUGCUCGCUCUUGAGGUGCUCAAUGGUGUCCUGCUGGAGUACCCCGCCGCGCUUGGAUUGGUCGCUGUGUUGUUGGUGGCAGUCGGGCUGUGCUAUGGAACCUGGGGAAGGCCCCUUGUGAUCAAGGACCAACAAGCAGCCCACGGGGACCAGCUGGCAACGCACAAACAGGAGGUAGCGGACAACGAGAAGCAGAUCACGAACCACAUCGAGAAGCAGAUCACGAACCACAUCAAGGAGCAGAUCACGAACCACAUCGAGCUAAUCACGGACCACAUCGAGCAGAUCACGGACCACAUCGAGCAGAUCACGGACCACAUCGAGCAGAUCAUGGGCCACAGAGGUCAGAACAGAGGCACAGUCGUGAAGUCGUACAAGGGGAACCGAGCAGUUCUACAGCCACCGGAGGGCGACCCAGAGGGCGACUCGUGCUGGCAAAGGGCGCUCGACAGGAAUGUGCAGGGCAGUGCCAAGACCGUACGGCGCUGCACCUUGCAAGAAGCGAUCGAACGCGGCUUGCAGCCCGGACAGUGCUGCACCGCGGGCACAGCGGGCACAGAGCAGGCAAAGAACAUGCAGAAGGCCCUCGUCGACAUCCUCUUCGCCGCGGAACCGGGCCCGCCUUGUCGCUCAGGUCCGUUCUCCACCAACAACAUCUUCUCAGGCGGGGGCCUCUUACAGAUAGAGCUGGGCACGCCCUGUGAUGUGAUCGAGUUGAGGCCGAUCGGUGUCGAUCCCUUAGAGUUUCAAGGAACUGACCUCAUCUCUCGACACGAAGGGAUCUUGGUACACUUGCUCGACGAUUCUCCUGCGAGCCGCGGCCUUGCCAGGACAUCGGCCAUGAGCCUGGCCUUUACUCUUUUUCACGCUGGAGUGAGGGUCGCAGGAUCGUCAGACGACGAAGGGUUCGCGCUGAGAGCUGCUGAACUUGAGACGGUGAUAGCCUCGGAUUUGAGAGGCUACGCUUUGCUGAAGUCUGUGCCAAGGCUCAGGUGGCAUCUUUGUGGAUUGAGUGCCGUUGCCGACGCGCAGCGCUCCCAGGCCUGGUCCAGCGUCGGUGUCGAGUCGCCUUGCGCGAAGUAUGCCAGCACUGGAGAGUUUGCAGCGCUGUCUGUUUGUGCCGCAGCUUCCUUUGGCGAAGAUGUUUGUAGCUUGCCCGGGCCCCAGCUGGCCCGCCACGCCGCCAUGUGGCCUGCCUGCGAGAGGCCGAGAAUGCCGAGCCGGCAGGCCGAGGGUGCAAAUGCGGGCUUGGAGCUGGGACAGCAGAUGUCGGACGAAGCCAAAAGCGUGCGUGUCGUGGAGCGACCAGAGAAGGCAACGAUCAAGGCCUUUGUCAACAGCCCAGGUCCCUUUCCGAAAACAAGCCCGUCAUUUCUGGUCGUGAGUGGAGCGCAAGGAACCGGGAAGUCCACCAUGCUGGAGAGCCUGUUCGCUGAGUAUCACGACGACGGCCGCUGGGUGCUGCCCGUGAGUCAAGAAAUCGACCCGGGCGGCAAACUGGAUCUCACGGAUGUAGCGCAGCAGGCAUUGAGAACACGGAACCUGCCGCAGUUCCUGCCAAGUUUCCAGUUGAUCCCAACCCUGCUGAAGACCCUGAGCGAGAAGUGCAGUCGCGAAAGUGGCGGCCCCCUCAUCGUGUACCUGCAGUUGUCCACCAAAUUCCGGGGCGCCCCUUUCACCGAUGACCAGUGCGAAGCGUUAGCGACAGAGGUCGGAGCCUUCGGCCGAAAGCUGACGUACGACUACCCGCUGUGCAAGUUGGUUGUCGAGCUGUCCGUGUCCUUGAUCGCCGACAAGAUCCAGGACAAGUUCAACAUGUCCCGGCUGGUGGUGGUGGACCCACUGCCUUUGAAGAGCUUCGUGGCGUUGGCUUUGGAGAUUCCGGAGAUUGCCGGAUAUCUCAAGAUGGACGAGCAAAGCCAGGAGGAGGUACUCAAGUACUUCUACCUUCGCGCUGGCGGCAGCUUCCGCGAGCUGCAGCUGCUCCUGGAAAACGCGGCCAAGGCCAACGCCUCGGAUGCGCGGGGGAUCAAGGGCCAGAUCGACAAGUGGUAUGAGAAGAAGAUCCAGCCCAUCAAGGACGUUCUGGCUGAGACGGAGGAGAACGAGUUUCAGCAGUUCAUCCGGCGUCUGCUGGGACAGAAGCCCGAGUCCAAGUACCUGGACUACCUGACGAAGGUGGCCGAGGCGGGCCCAAAAGGCUACCUCAGCGGGGGCGAUGCGCUGAAGAAGGAGACGAAGCUGGAGAUGGAGCUCCGGCGCCUGCAGCCGGCGCAGGCAGUCCUCCGGAGCACCACGAGUACCCAGGUGGCUCUGCGUCAUUGGUACUUCGUCUUCUACGUCCUGGGUGAAACCGAGAAGGCCCUGCAAGAUGCAGGCUACAUGUAUAGUCUUAGUGCGGACGUUUUUGCAGGCGCAGAGACCACUUUGAAAGAACGGCGAUCGCCUGAGCAAAAAAGUAGGCCAGUGCGAAUCUCUGCGCGCGGCGGUAGCAGUCUUGCAACUGUUCAAGUCAUUGUUGUCUUUGGCUCGACCCGGCAAGGUACAGCCCGCCGACAUCUCUGA